AUGCUUUUUUUAUUUAUUUUCACAUUAUUAAUUAAAGCCUAGGCUAUAGAUAAUUUAACAAUCAACUAGGAAUAUUAAGAGACUGGUACUAUUUUCAAAUUGAUUGACUCUCAAUAUCAAGUAAUUUAGAGUGUUCAAAAUACUACUUUCUACUUUUAACCUUUCUAAAUAGAUUAAGAUAAAUAUAUAACAGUUGAGUAUGAACUAUUGUUUGAAUAGAUAGGUUGAUUUUUGGAUAUCCUCAAGAUGGAGAUGUAAAUAUAGAGUUCUCAAUCACAAAAAAUAAGAAAGAUAAUACUAGUUCUAAGAAUGAUGUAUUCUAUGAUAUUAACGGACAAUUUUUGAAGAAGGCAUAUCAAAUGAUUUAAAUAAACCCAUUUACUUUUAAUAACAAUGAUAAAUACUACAUUGAUAUUCUAAUAAGAGAUACUCAUUUUACAGAUUAUUAAUAUAUAAUUAAAAUAACAAAAACUAAUAAUAAGAAAUGUCCAAAUGACUGUGGAAAUUAAUAAUCAGGAUUAUGUUAUACAGAAAAUGGAAUUUGUGCUUGUUCUUCAUAAUAUGUAGACUUAGAUUGUUCUAGAUUAGCAACUCCCUUAUCAUUAAAACAACCUCUUAAAAAUAUAGCUAUAUAAAAAAAGGAUUAUUUCUAUUUUGAAAGAGAUUCAUUAAUCCCUAACAUAACUUUGAAUUUGGGUUUAAUGAAUUCUUAAUAUCAUGUUUCUGAUGUUUAAGCAUAUAUAAUGUAUGAAAACUUUGAAUGUGGACUAGCAAAUGAAGGAUAUUUUAAUUAUUACAUUUCUUUUCAUGAUCAAUCCUCUUAAUCUGUAUAAAUAGAUUUGUCACCAUUGAUAUAUGAUCAAUAUAUUGAAAGAUAUUAAAGAUUAUUGAUCACUGUAACAACAUAAACACCAGCUCUUAUAUAUAUUUCUCUAAGUUUAUCAUCUACUGAUGGUAAUCUUGAAAUGGAUUAAAGCUUAGUCAUUGUAUAUGUUUUAGUUUCUAUAGCAAUUAUGUUAUUGGUGGCUUGGAUUAUUAUUAUAUUGAUAAGAUAUAGAAGAAGUUCAAGAGUACAAGAUGAAACUAAUACAAUUUCUAAUUCUCAAAUCAAUAAUAAUAAUAAUAUUAAUAAUAGAAGAAAUAAAUCAAUUUUAAAUACUAAUCUUCUAGAUUAAUAUAUGCCUAAAUUAUAAUAUUCUUAAAUCUUAGAAAUCCCAGAAAUUCAAGAAUAAGAUGUUUAGGAAGCAUGUUCAGUUUGUUUAAUAGAAUAUUAAAAAUAUUGUAUUUGUAGAUUGACUCCUUGUCAUCAUAUAUUCCAUCCUGAUUGUUUAUAAUAAUGGAUAUUAAAACAUGAAAAUUGUCCUCUCUGUAGAACACCCUUAGAUCAAAAAUCAUUAAAAGAAUUGAUUGAUAAAAAUGCUAAUUAAACUUUUAAGUUUUAUUAAACAACCAACAAAUAAACUAAUUAGAAUGCUAUAUUACAAAGUUAAUUGUUCUCCAAUGCUUAGACUGAAUUAAGAAUCAUUGCUCAUAAUUCAAUUGACAAUCAAUGA
This is a messenger RNA of Paramecium pentaurelia, 1553 nucleotides long. The record is from the annotation of a GenBank genome assembly. Lineage: Eukaryota; Ciliophora; Oligohymenophorea; Peniculida; Parameciidae.